This is a messenger RNA of Rhipicephalus microplus (southern cattle tick), 888 nucleotides long. RefSeq names its product ubiquitin-conjugating enzyme E2 Z. The record is from RefSeq and is a predicted model, not a curated record. Gene Ontology annotation, cellular component: nucleus. Gene Ontology annotation, biological process: negative regulation of apoptotic process. Lineage: Eukaryota; Metazoa; Arthropoda; Arachnida; Ixodida; Ixodidae. Gene Ontology annotation, molecular function: cysteine-type endopeptidase inhibitor activity.
AUGAUGUGCUCUGCACCAACGGCCAACAGGAUGCAGCGCCGUCCGCUCGCAGUCGUUGCUGAAAUUGCCUCCCCUUCCACCAGCGACGAACCACGGCAACGUGCAGCCAUGCACAGUUUGGAGUUCGCGUUGUCCCAGCGCGUGCAGCCGUCCAUGCAGUGUCUGCUGCACCGACGGCUCAACCGCGAUCUCAUGAACAUAUUUGACAACCCUGCGCCUGGAGUGUUUGUCGAGCCUGAAGCAAGCGACAUCACCAACGUCCACGCCGUCAUCGUAGGCCCUGACAGGACGCCGUACCAAGGAGGCUUCUUCCAUUUCGUGCUCAAAUGCCUCAUUGACUACCCGGCCAGGCCACCGCUGGUGCGCUUCAUGACGACGGACGCCGGAAGGGUGCGCUUCAACCCGAACCUGUACAGCAGCGGACUCGUCUCGCUCAGCAUCUUGGGCACGUUUCCUGGACCCUCGUGGACCCCAGAGAUGACCCUGAAGACGGUGCUGGUUUCGAUCCAGUCGUUGCUCACCAAGCAGUCUUUGGCUGACGAACCUGCACUGGGACGCGAGGUAGGAACCUGGCUCGAAGAGACGACCGGUUACAACGCCAAACUGCGCUUCCAGACACUCAGAGUCGCGAUUUGCGACGUGCUAGAAGCCUGCCUUCUGGGCAACUCUUCGUACCCCCCGGUCCUGCAGCAGGCUGUGCUGAAACAUUUCGUAGACCAUUAUGCCAAGUACGAAAUCGUAGCCUGUUCCCAGCUUAGCCUGGACCCGAGUUCUCUGACCGGCAAUAUGAAGGCCUCUCAGGGGUAUGAAACGCUGCUACAGCGUCUACGGGACUUGUACAGUCGAAUACUGCAAAAGAGCGCGAGUGUCACGCUGAAGAAAACGUGA